AUGAUGGCCCAAGAACACGCUCAUUCUUCAGCCGUAGAGAGACUUUUGAAUUGCGAGGUACCAUUACGAGCUCAAUAUAUACGAGUGUUAUUCCGUGAAAUAACUCGAAUUUCAAAUCAUUCACUUGCUUUAACUACUCAUGCUAUGGAUGUGGGAGCAUUAACUCCGUUCCUGUGGGCUUUUGAGGAGCGAGAGAAAUUGUUGGAAUUCUAUGAAAGAGUCCCGGGAGCCAGGAUGCAUGCCAGUUUCAUACGACCAGGUGGAGUGGCACAAGAUCUGCCUCUUGGCUUAUGUCGAGAUAUUGAUUCCUCCACACAACAAUUUGCUUCUCGUAUCGACGAAUUAGAAGAGAUGUCAACCGGCAACCGUAUCUGGAAACAACGAUUAGUGGAUAUUGGUACUGUCACUGCGCAGCAAGCAAAGGAUUGGGGCUUCAGUGGUGUAAUGUUAAGAGGUCGUGCGACAUGA
Messenger RNA from Beta vulgaris subsp. vulgaris (sugar beet), 468 nucleotides. Lineage: Eukaryota; Viridiplantae; Streptophyta; Magnoliopsida; Caryophyllales; Amaranthaceae. The record is from the annotation of a RefSeq genome assembly.